GCAAUUUCAGCGGCGGGAGGCGAGGUAGACGGACGGCGAGGAGGGCGGCCGGCCGGCGAGCGGAGCAGAGAAAUCAAGAAUAGAUUGGUGAAUAGGCCGGUGCGCUUUUGCACAAAGGACCCUUACACAAAUGACUACUUAUUCCCUCUCUGGACCAAGUGGAGUCAACUGUUCAAUUUCUCUCAUCGCCGUCGUCGUCUAGUCUACUCCACCGCCCGCACCACCACCGUUCCAUCCAUACUGACCUCCGCCGCCACCUCCGGGCGGACGAAUGGGGAACAUGACCCGGUCCGACUCCCCCGUCUCCCGCCGCAUCGUCCUCUCCUUCCUCGAUUUCCUCAACUCCGUUGAACUAGCUCAUGGGGCUGAUCCUGAAGCUCUUGAAGUUGCUAAGGAUUGCUUGGAAUCCAUUUUUAGUAUCAAUUCAUCAGCCACUGGCGAGGGGGUACAACCAGGACUGUUACUUGAACUAUUUAGUUCUCUCGAAGCUAAUGAAAGAGACAAACGAAGCGCUGGUCUGGUGUCACAAUCUGUAUCAAAUAAACCGUCUCGAAGUGCGAGUACAUCUAAUAUCGAAGAAUACUCAAAUAAAUGUACAACAUCAAAUAUAUAUUAGCCUCUCAUACGACAUUUCUGCUUCUCCUGAUCAGAGUGACAGCCAGGUGGAAGAUACCUUUGACUUAGAUCAUUCAGGAGAUGAACUAUUUGCAAAAUUUUAUGCUGCACUGGAUGAAAUCAAUUUCUUUAAGACAUCACCUGCUGGAGCUGAAGAUCCUGGCCAACUUUCAAAAGCAACACAAUACUUUACUGAAGCAUUACUGGCGAUGCAAAAGUCAGGAAGGAAAAAUGCAAGCUUAGUAGACCUUGCAGAUUCCUUUAAAUCAAGAGGAAACGAAUUCAUGAGAUCAAACCAACACCUUAAAGCGGUAGAACUGUACACCUGUGCCAUUGCAUUGAGCAGAAAAAAUGCCAUUUACUAUUGUAACAGGGCUGCUGCUUAUACCCUUAUUAAUAUGAACAAUGAAGCUAUUGAGGACUGCCUGAAGUCAAUUGAAAUUGACCCUAACUACAGCAAAGCAUAUAGCCGACUUGGAUCUGCUUAUUUCGCUCUGGGGAAUUAUCAAGAUGCUUUAUACAAGGGAUACAUGAAAGCCUCUGAGCUUGAUCCUAGUAAUGAAAAUGUCCGACAGAAUAUCGAGGUCACCAAAAAGAAACUGGCCGAACGACGAGUCCCGCCGGAAGAACAGAACACACAUGCACAUCAAGCUCAAGGAUCGCACCCAAGGUUUUCUGGUCAGACAAGCAGUGUUCCUUUCAAUCUAUUUCCACCGGGUAGUUCUUCAACUCCUGAGUUCUUUGCCAACUUGAUCAAUCGUGGAUCUGAUCUUGGUCAACAGCCACCUGAACAUUCGAUAAAUAUAAAUUUGAAUGACAUUUUUGGUCAUACAAAUGUCAAUGUGAGUGGUCAAGGAUUGGGUCAAACAGGGAAUUCAAAUAACCAUACUCCAUCUGUUUCUAUCCCGACCGAUGCUGCAGUUCCUCCCGCUUUUGCCUUCUCAGGCCCAGGCAAUGAAGGAAAUCAGGAACACCGAGUUUCCAGUGGACAUGAAGGGGAAUAUGGUGAAUCAGGUGUACGUAGGGAUGAUGGCGUCCAUAUAAACUUGACAGGACCCGAGCAGGCUGCAGAGGCUCUGAGAGCUGUGAUGCAGAUGUUUGGGCCACAGAUGGGUCCACAUGAAGGCGCACCUAGAGGACCAGGUUAGACGGGAGAAGCAGGAAAAUGCUUUAUGUGGCUCAUAGUUCAAUUCUUGUCUACAGAAGUCUUAUACUCUUGUGCGGCUUGUUCUCUUGCCCUUCAUCCUGAUCAAGCAUGGAAAUUCUUGGGCACCUUAUGUCAGUAUGUCUGUUCUACUCCACCUUAGUGUUUCCUGUACUUGCAUCGUGGCACAUGCUCAGUUUACCUGCUUUCUUCGUCCCAGCACCAAUGUAUCAUUAGUUAUGAUGAAUCUUGUUUGUUGAAAUUUUGCCGCGAUGUCUGUUUGACCAUUUUAUUUGUGGGUCCAUUGGCAAUCAGUUGAUGAUACAUAUGAACUGAGUUAGUACUA
Messenger RNA from Phragmites australis (common reed), 2105 nucleotides. RefSeq lists its product as uncharacterized. NCBI's taxonomy places the organism in Eukaryota, Viridiplantae, Streptophyta, Magnoliopsida, Poales, Poaceae. The record is from RefSeq and is a predicted model, not a curated record. The coding region runs from base 360 to 1763 and encodes 467 amino acids. Gene Ontology annotation, molecular function: molecular adaptor activity; protein binding. Gene Ontology annotation, biological process: post-translational protein targeting to endoplasmic reticulum membrane. Gene Ontology annotation, cellular component: membrane; TRC complex. The transcript has 11 exons.